Daphnia carinata is the source of this 982-nucleotide messenger RNA. RefSeq names its product ribonuclease Oy-like (gene RNaseX25). Lineage: Eukaryota; Metazoa; Arthropoda; Branchiopoda; Diplostraca; Daphniidae. Gene Ontology annotation, molecular function: ribonuclease T2 activity; RNA binding. Bases 97 to 909 code for a protein of 270 amino acids. Gene Ontology annotation, cellular component: extracellular region. The transcript is spliced from 5 exons. The record is from RefSeq and is a predicted model, not a curated record. Gene Ontology annotation, biological process: RNA catabolic process.
AAAUAAAAACGAAUAAAAGUUGGAACGGCGUUAACAAAGACGAAAGACUGUCGCAUUUCGUACGACGAAAACAGUGCGAUUUGAACAGCUUUCGUUAUGACAACUCUUAAAUUUAUUGUAGCAGCAUGUGUGUUAGCUGUGAUUCAACCUCAAGUUCAGGCUAGGGUAAUGUUUGAUGUUGUCCGGACUGAUGUAUCUUUGUCUGAAUGGGACUCGCUCCUUUUCACUGUACAUUGGCCUGUGACGACAUGUCUCAUCUGGAAAGAAGGCAAGCCAGGCCAUACCUGCAUCUUGCCCGAGCAUCACGUUUGGACUGUCCACGGCAUCUGGCCGAAUCAGGAGGGCAAAGAGGGACCUUUCUUUUGUAACAAGACUUGGAUAUUCAAUCCGGAUAAACUUGGAACUCUCCGACCGCAGCUGUUAAAAGUCUGGCCAAACAUUCACGGAAACGAUACCGACGAUUCCCUGUGGAAACACGAAUGGGAAAAGCAUGGAACUUGUGCUGCACUUGAUCCCAAGUUUGGAUCUGAAGAACUCUAUUUUAAUCAGGGGAUUCAAUGGGUUAAAAAUUACCACAUAACCAAGAUCUUGUCACAGCAUAUGAUUGUCCCGUCAAUGUCAACAAGAUACAAUGUGACAUUGAUUCAUAAAGCAUUAAAAGAUGUAAUUGGAGCUAUUCCAUCCCUUAGCUGUGAAUAUGACAAAGAUACUGGGAACAUUUACCUGGCAGAGAUCAGGCUGUGCUUUCAACGAGACAUGGCUCUAGUAGAUUGCAAACAUAACCAGCAAAUAGGAGGUGUGCGAAGUACGACGAACUGUCCCACCAACAAACUCAUUAUUUACCCAGGAAAAGCCUCAUUCAUCAAAACCAGCAGACAGCAUAAACGAAUGUUUCACCAAAAAGUAUAGAACCACUCGAAACACCAUCCUAAAUGAAAUUUUCUUAAUUUAAAGUACACAAUAAAAGAAGCAUAUAAUUUUA